This is a messenger RNA of Symbiodinium pilosum, 1083 nucleotides long. The record is from the annotation of a GenBank genome assembly. NCBI's taxonomy places the organism in Eukaryota, Dinophyceae, Suessiales, Symbiodiniaceae.
AUGAGAGCACUCAUCACAGUGCCAUGGCGACCUCGACGGUCCUACUGGAGAAGUGCCUGCUGCCUUGGAGACCACCGGACCUUGCAGAACAUUGAAGACCUGAGAGAGCAGCUUGUGAGCGAGGGAGCGGAACUUGAUAGAAAGACCCUUGUGGUUCAAAGAUUGCCGCAUGGCUUUGGUGUAUGUGCUGGCCGAUCUGUAAAGAAGGGAGAGGUGGUCGCCUCAGUUCCCCGUCGGCUAGUGCUGGAAGUGCCAGUAUCUGGGCACAGCAGGCCAUCCCUCAAGACCCUGCCCUUCUCAGCUGCUGCUGGGGGUCAUGGACAGUGGUAUGAUGUCAUGGGCUUCGCAGAGGGCCGUGCAGCAGUGACGCAUGCUGCGGCCCGGUUGAUUGAGGAGUACUUGGCAGGUGAAAUAUCUCCAUUCUGGGCUUACUGUGCGGCUCUACCACCCCCUGUGGCCAUGCCGCCGCCUUUACACCCACUGAAGCGCGCAUGGCCUGUUGACCUCCUUGCUGCAAGCCCCAUGCUGCAGCGCCUCUACCGGGAAGCCAACUUCUUGAAUUCCAGAUGCCUCGAAGCCUUGGCCUUGAAAAUGAAUGGAAGCAGCCCUGAGCUACGAAGCUGGGCCCUGGCCGCUGUGAUCACGAGGAACUUUGCCCUCAAAGGGCCAAGCGGCAAAGUUGAAGCUCUUGGGCUGCUUCCGUUCAUUGACCUGUUUAACCAUCAAAGCUGCCACGAAGUUGGAAGGAUCAGCUGGACCUGCUCAUUUCAGGAGAGACACGGAUGUGUAGUGAUGGUGGCAGAUCGUGGUAUUGCCAAAGGGGAACCGCUUACAUUUAGGUACAUAGCGGCACCUGAUGCAGCACUACUGGUCCAGUACGGGAUACCACCAUCUUCACGUCCCAACUCACACGAUAUGGCGGGAUUUCAGGUCCACUCUGAUGUGUUGGACGGCACAGACAAAGGCUGUGGCAGAGACACUCGAGCGGAGGCCCGCCGCACAUUGGCGAGAGAAUGGGGCUGGACCGACCAGACGCAGCCGCUUUUAUUCACAAUCCCCGAAGCUCGCCUGCUCCAGUGGUAG